Hyalella azteca is the source of this 984-nucleotide messenger RNA. RefSeq lists its product as uncharacterized. The transcript is spliced from 4 exons. NCBI's taxonomy places the organism in Eukaryota, Metazoa, Arthropoda, Malacostraca, Amphipoda, Hyalellidae. The record is from RefSeq and is a predicted model, not a curated record. Bases 1 to 834 code for a protein of 277 amino acids.
AUGAUUGUGACCUCCACGAGGUUGGCCACCGGCUCCCGCCCUGGCAUCGGACGGACGAUGUUUGGUUGCUGCCUCAUUGCCUGCCUCGGCGUGUACGCCUCAUCGGCUACCAAGUGGAGCCUCAUAGACAUCAACACGACGCAAUUCCUGAUGGAGGACAACUCAUAUGAAGGAAAGGCACAGUCAGCUCUCGUCUGCGUCCUGCAGGCGGAACAAGUCCUGCGCUAUGCAAGCCGCGGCCUCGCCUGCUACUCCGACGGCCGCUGCGUCGUCGCCAACGGAUCCUACGACCACCUCCGAGGACCGCCUUCAGGCGACUGGGCCUGCUACUCAUUCCUUGCAGUCCUUUGCGCUAGUCCUCCAGGUGGCCUCGGCGACGCGCUCAGGGCGGCGGUGCCGUGCAACGUGUCGCUGAGGUGCACGCCUCAGGGCUGGGCUGACGGCAACUCGCCCAACAAAAGUGCGUCCCGUCCUCAAGGAGUGAAGUGCACCAGUGAUGGUUGCUUCCUAGUAAAUAGCCUAAUGAUGACGUGGUGCGCCGCGCACCAAUAUUGCCUUGGCGUUGGCGGGAAACUCUACACGCCCACCGACCCCCGGAAAUACAUGAACUUCACUGGCAUCGUCUCUGGAAAAUUUUGGGUGGGUGCUGUUCGAAUGCAAGACAAUGCGUGGAUGUGGUUCAACAACGGGCGGGUUAUGGCGGCCGACUGGAUGCCGGGACAGCCGAACGAUCCAUCUGCUCAUUGUGGCUACAUUGUUACGGACUAUAAAGGACUCUCUGACAGCGAUUGUGUCGCGCUGUACCGUGCUCUGUGCUACAUGGGAGACAACUAAAAAUUUUGUUUUAUUGUCACUCCCUUUAUUGGUUUGACAUUUACUUCAAAAUUCGGGCUUGAGAAAUUAUAUAGUUUCUCUCGUCCAGGAGAUGUUUUUCGUCUUAAUGUUUUUUCUUUGCUUGACUUAGAAAGUCGCCUUAGCGUUCUU